AUGGGCAUGAGAAGUGUAUCCCAUCCCCCAGAUUAUGCUCGGCGUCAAGACGAAGAGCAAACAGGUGUUGAAAUUGCAACUAAAGUCCUUGGGAAAAAUAGCAAACCUGGCCAAGCACCAUUCUACACUGGUGACUCCCCUGGGUUUGGUGCCAUUCUUGACAUAUGCUCGCCCUCCGAGCAGCCUGCGCCGAGGCAUAUUCUCCUUGCUUCUAAAACAGCAGUGUCGUUAUCUCCCGAGGAUAAAGCAUACUUGCAGUACAAAGGAGUCUUCAAUAUGCCCCGUAAGGAAACCUGCGAUGCCCUUUUGCGGGCAUACUUCCAUCACGUGCAUCCCAUUGUGCCGGUGGUUGACGCUACUACGCUCCCGCAUCUUUAUCCCAGUGGAGACAGCCAACAGUACAAUUUGAUACUAUUAUGGAGCAUAUUCUAUGUCGCAGCGAACCAUGUUUCGGCCGAUACUUGGAAAUCAGAGGGCUACUCAUCUAGGAAAGGAAUGAAGGAUUCCAUGUACUCCCGUGCAACGUGCUUGCAUCAUAAUGGAGGAGAAACAGAUCACACUGUCCUCCUUCAAUCAGCACUGCUCUUGGGAUUUUACCACUCAGAAGCUGAUACACACACCCAGCCAUGGUAUUGGCUCGGCGUUGCCAUUAGCCUGUGUCAGACGAUAGGCUUGCAUCGUUGUUCAGCUGCAGUCUGCGCCAAUUCACCUAUACCUGUGCAACAACAGCGCCUUUGGCGUCGUCUUUGGUGGACUUGCUUCUACAGAGACCGCUGGCUAAGUCUCACGAUGGGCCGUCCUCUGAGGAUUAACAUAAACGACUGUAAUACUGCAAUGCCAUCUGCGGAUGACAUGUUGGGUGAUUUUACCGGAUUACCCGAAUCUAUAGUAGCAGCAUAUAUCCCAAAAGACCUGCCACAACUGGCAGAAUAUUGGGUGAUGACGAUCCAACUCACUCAGCUUCUAGGGGACACUCUCACCCUCAGCUAUCAACCCUUUGGGGCACCUUCGUCUCUACAAAAGGUUGAAGCUCUUGAGAACCGUAUCUUACAGUUUCAACUCCCCGAAAGUCAGGAGGCGGGACAGAGCCCACUUGCAACCUUCUACUUAUAUCAUUUGCAGCUUCAUUACCAAGCAUUCAUCAUUACUUUUUAUCGUCCUUUCAUUACAAAGGCACCGGAAGGGCUGCCCGACUCUCGCCAGACCCGAUGGCAAGCCCAUGUUCGACACCAAAUGGACAUGGGCGCGCUCCAGACCAAUGCCGUUCUUGACAGCCUAGUACGCGAGAAACUACUGGGAUUUUCAGGUCCAAUGACACCACCUCUACUAGUCCCAGCAAUGCACGUCCACCUCCUCAACUGCAAAUCCCCUGAUCCCCUUUCCCGCCGUUUGGGCCUCAACAAACUCGAGCUGUGCAUGAUAGUCCUGGAACAGAUGAAAGAUACCCACCCUUCGUCUUCAGUUUUCCGAGGUAUCUUCCUAGAAGCCAUCCGUUAUAUUUUUCCUAGCUAUGUGGCCCAAUCGACCAUCCCCGAGCUGUCUACAUCCGAGUCCUCCAUGCCGCAGGAUAUCACGUUGGACGAUCCUCUGGCAGGAUUCACAAUCGGCGAGGAUGCCAUCGAUGCGCUGAUGGAUGAAGUGUCGAUUUUCAAUUUCUGGGAGUCACUCAACAGUAUGCAGACAUGA
Molecule: messenger RNA, 1686 nt
Organism: Penicillium paradoxum
Lineage: Eukaryota; Fungi; Ascomycota; Eurotiomycetes; Eurotiales; Aspergillaceae
Product: fungal specific transcription factor domain-containing protein
Exons: 6
Coding region: 1-1686 (561 amino acids)
Biological process (GO): DNA-templated transcription
Molecular function (GO): zinc ion binding; DNA binding
Source: RefSeq, a predicted model, not a curated record